Messenger RNA from Prunus armeniaca (apricot), 1425 nucleotides. The record is from the annotation of a GenBank genome assembly. Lineage: Eukaryota; Viridiplantae; Streptophyta; Magnoliopsida; Rosales; Rosaceae.
AUGGGAAGUCUUUUAAGGAGGGGCUAUAGACCAAGUACUGUGACUUAUACGGCAUUGCUUAAAGGGUUGUGUAUGGAGGAUAGGAUUGAUGAGGCAACCAGGUUGUUUAAGACAAUGAUCAAGUUGGGGUGUCAGCCUACUGUGGUUACUUUUGGUACUUUGGUUAACGGGUUGUGUCGAACAGGAAAUACGAAUAUUGCCCUUCGGUUACAUGAAGAAAUGGCUAAUGGGAAUGGUGUCUAUGGUGUUGAGUGUAAGCCAAGUGUAGUAUCUUAUGGGACCAUUAUUGAUGGGCUUUGUAAAGCUGGGUUGGUAGAUAAGGCGAAAGAACUAUUCAUAGAAAUGAAAGAUAGAGGAUUUGUCCCUGAUGUGAUUGUAUAUAGUGCUCUAAUACAUGAAUUGUACUACAAUGAAAAAUGGGAAGCGGCUAAAGCUUUGUUAAAUGAGAUGGUGGAUCAGGGUGUCAGGCCUAAUGUGGUGACAUUCAAUGUGUUAAUAGGAGUGCUUUGCAGAAGGGGACAUCUGAAAGAAUGCAGUGACUUGUUAAAGUUGAUGAUUCAAAGGCGCAUAGAUCCUGAUGUAUUUACUUACAACACUUUGAUGGAUGGCUUCUGUUUAGCGGGUAGGCUUAAUGAAGCAAGAGAGCUGUUUCAAUCUAUCCCAAGUAGAGGGUGUGAACCUGAUGCUAUUAGCUACAAUGUGUUGAUCAAUGGAUACUGCAAGAAUAGGAAUAUACAGGAAGCUGUCAAUCUUUACAAGGAAAUGAUUGGCAAAGGAACUAGGCCAACAGUAAUAACAUAUAACUCCUUAUUAACUGGUCUUUUUCAUAUGGGUAAAGUUCAGGAUGCACAAGAACUUUUUGGUGAAAUGCAAACUCAGAACCUGUUACCAAAUUCAACAACAUAUAAAAUAUUGUUGGACGGGCUUUGCAAAACUGAUCGCGUACCAGAGGCAAUGGAAGUUUUCCGUACUUUAGAAAAUUGCAACUUCAAAAUUAGCGUCGAAAUGUUAAAUUGCCUUAUUGAUGGCUUCUGUAAAGCAGGGAACCUUGAUGUUGCUUGGGAUCUUUUUCUUACAUUGUCAAAUAGAGGCCUGGCACCGAAUGUUAUAACAUAUUCCGUGAUGAUUCAUGGGCUCUGUAUAGAAGGACAACUGGAAAAGGCAAAUGGUUUGUUUAUAGAAAUGGAAGCUAAUGGUUGUGCUCCAAAUGUCAUUAUUUAUAAUAUCCUCAUGCGUGGUUUCUGCCAAAGUGAUGACUCGGUGAAAGUGGUCGAACUUCUUCACAAGAUGGUCACAAGAAAUUUGUCACCAGAUUCCUGCACAAUCUCCAUUGUCAUAGACUUGCUCUCGAAGGAUGAAAAGUAUCGUAAAUGUCUGGACUUGCUUCCAACAUUUCCUGCCACUAGCCAAUCGAAGAUGACAUGA